UGUGCAUGGUCCCAAAAAAUUGGGCCAGCCGCAAGCCAAAUAACUUGUAUAGGCUGAAAAGUAAACAAUUUGCUUAUGUUUUGCUUCUGUCGGUUAAGGCCUAAUUUUUCCCUCUAUUAUUGAUUUUAGUUUGACAGUGCAGGAUUAAGGUGAAGUGUGACAAAUCUAAAAAUUCGGAAUCAGAGCAAUGAGUUUUGAGGAAUUCAAAAACGAGAUUGAGGUGGGAAGCAGAGAUUGCAGGAAAAAAGGUACGACGAUUCGGAGUAAAGAACGGGAAGUGAUUAAGUCGAUUAUUGAGUUUUGUGAUCAAGAAGCAAGGCAAAAGUGCUUAUUUUUUCCACUUCGUCAGGCAACGAAACGCGCUGCUCAGUACGCCAAAGUUUCGGAAAGAACGGUUAAAAGAAUCAGAGAACAGGUUAAGUUGGGUAUCGAAUUCACUGAUAACGAAACUCAUUCUUCUCCUCUGAAAGUGAUUCCGCAGCAUUCUUCUCGCCACAUCGCUCAGUCAUUCGAUUUCCAAAUUAGAAGAAAAAUGAGUCUAAAAGUUUGCAGCAGCUUGUCGUUCAUGUUUUUGGAAAGUCCAACAAUUAUUGGAAGAUAUCAACUUGCAAAGGAUGCUGGAUUUAAAGCAGUUGAAAGUGGAUUUCCCCUCGGAUUCUCGAUCGAACAGGUCGUUGAAGCCAAGACGAAGGCCGGUGUUGACCAAGUUCUCAUUAAUCUUUUCACAGGUGAUGUAGAUAAAGGAGAAGUAGGAUUCGCCGCCAUUCCUGGAAAAGAAGAAAAUUUUGAAAAGAGCGUUGACCUUACCAUUGAAUAUGCAAAGGCUCUAAGCUGUAAAAAAAUCCAUAUAAUGGCGGGAAGCGUAGAGGUGCUCACAAAAGCAAAUGACGAGGUCUUCGAACGUAAUAUUAGGCAUGCGGUCAGCAAAUUUGAAGCCAAUGAUAUUAUGGGUUUAAUUGAACCCAUAAACCCAUACGAUCUUCCAAACUACUAUAUGGAUAGUGCUGAAAAAGCAUUGGCAAUUGUUAAAAAGAUAAACAGUCCGUACCUGAGAAUUAUGCUAGAUGUUUUCCAUCUGCAACAAAUUUGUGGAAACCUCACCCGCGUAAUUCGCGAAUGUCUACCUUACACUGGACAUGUUCAAGUGGCCCAAGUUCCCGACCGACACGAGCCAGACACGGCCGGAGAAUUAGAUUACGUGUACCUAUUCUCUCUCCUUGAAAAGGAAGGUUACAACGGCUAUGUCGGUCUUGAGUACACACCAAAAGCCAGUACAGUUGAGGGACUCAAGUGGAUCGAAAGAUAUGGUUUCAGCUUUUAAAAAUAUAAGUAUAUUUUAUCUGUAAAUAAUUAAUUCCUCGUGUGAUACUGUAGAAAUUAUAAUUAAGGUAUAGAUUUAAUAAAUAUACUUCCUUGUCUUA
This is a messenger RNA of Belonocnema kinseyi, 1421 nucleotides long. It is a transcript of the gene Gip, whose product is annotated as putative hydroxypyruvate isomerase. Lineage: Eukaryota; Metazoa; Arthropoda; Insecta; Hymenoptera; Cynipidae. The transcript has 6 exons. Gene Ontology annotation, molecular function: hydroxypyruvate isomerase activity. The record is from RefSeq and is a predicted model, not a curated record. The coding region runs from base 188 to 1321 and encodes 377 amino acids. Gene Ontology annotation, biological process: glyoxylate metabolic process.